Molecule: messenger RNA, 1079 nt
Organism: Pteropus alecto (black flying fox)
Lineage: Eukaryota; Metazoa; Chordata; Mammalia; Chiroptera; Pteropodidae
Gene: TIMM10B
Product: translocase of inner mitochondrial membrane 10B
Exons: 3
Coding region: 47-373 (108 amino acids)
Cellular component (GO): mitochondrial intermembrane space chaperone complex
Source: RefSeq, a predicted model, not a curated record
CGAGAAGCUGUAACGGAAGUUAAGUCGGGCGUGCGCCCAUAGUGGGAUGGAGCAGCCGCAGCCGCAGUCGCAGCCGCAGCAGCAGCAGCAGCUGAGAAACUUGCGGGACUUCCUGUUGGUCUACAAUCGGAUGACGGAACUGUGCUUCCAACGCUGCGUGCCCAGCCUGCACCACCGAGCUCUCGAUGCUGAGGAGGAGGCCUGUCUCCACAGCUGUGCUGGGAAACUGAUCCAUUCCAACCACCGCCUCAUGGCCGCCUACGUGCAGCUCAUGCCGGCCCUGGUACAGCGGCGCAUCGCAGACUACGAGGCUGCCUCAGCUGUGCCAGGUGUUGCUGCUGAACAGCCCGGAACUGCGCCAUCAGGCAGCUAGCCAUCCCUAACCCCAGAAAGGGAGGCACUGGAUGGACCCUCAAAUUUAAGGAGCCAGCGUACCUCGGGCUGCGUGCAGCCUGUAUAUAGAGAGUGAGAGGUUGUCUGAGAGCUGGGCACGGUUGCUCCUUUUCCUGGAGCUAAUAAACCCACUUUUAUUCCGUUUCGUUUAUGUCCUGGGCAGGGAAGUUUUGCCCACUAUUAGCACCAGCCUUUAAUCUGCUGGCUUCAGCACUGGCAACAGAGAAAUUGCUUUCUAUGUGUAGAAGGAAACCUCAGCAUUCUCAGGCACCUGGUUAAAGCAAGGUCUGUGGGUACAAUUUUAAGAUUGGUAAUAGCAACAGAAAAUCGGUUCCUGCCCAGAUAACAGAGAAAUGGGAGUUGUAUAGCUGUCCUUAAAUCUGUCAGACUAUAGUGGUUCACUUGUGAGCCAGGUAUGCAUUCAUUCAUAACCUGAGUGUGUGUGUGUACUAUGUCUUAUAAGAAGGAUUUCUGCCAGAUUUAGGAAAAGAAGGAGUUAGCUAAGGACAACAGAUCAAGAAAUCACAGAGUUUUUAGGUGCUACCUCCUGGGAAGUCAGUAGCUCCAGAACAAAGAUAAAACCUGUAAGAAUUCUGGGGUGUUGUGGAACUUCAGCCUUUUCCCCAAGUUGUCACUUUCUUAUUUUCUGUCUUCCUGAAUGAGCAGUAAAACUGUUAAGCAAAGAA